AUGAUUCAACGCGAGUAUCCAAUGAACAACGGGUUUAGUACAGGAGAGGAAGAUUCUAGAGGGAAUUCGGAUCAAAUAUGUUGCCUUGUGGAUGACGGCGAACGGUGCAGGCGGCCCGCAGGCAACGCCGCGUACAGCAAACGCAUACAGAAGACCGUCGCGCAGCGGAGGCUCAAGCUAAACAUUGAUCCCCAGACAAGGCACACAUACAUAUGUGAUGAUCACAAAACAAUGAUUCAGUGUGCAAGGACAAAGCAGAGGAGGCCAAAAGACUCCGAAGACGACAGCAACGAGGCAGAAAUGGAUUCUCCAGAAGUAGAUUGGUUUCAACUCCAAGUAAACACACUUAGGAGGUACAAAAGGCACUAUAAAGUGCCUACACGGCCUGGCUUGAAUAAGGCUCAAUUAGCUGAUGCUAUCCAGAAACACUUCAAGACAUUACCAGUAAAUGAAAAAGAAAUUGUGACUUACUUCAUUUACAUGGUAAAAACAAAUGGUAAUAAGUUGGACCAGAAAAAUGGUAUGAAUUCAGAUUCAGUGUAGACUAGUGUGUAUGUGAUCUAUUUAUAGAAGUGUGUAGUUUUAAAUUAGCUUUAGACGUUAUUUCUCUUCCUGAAUUUUCAAUCUGGAUACCUGUGUUAUUCAGAUUACCCACAGUUUAUUAAAACAAAUGAUUCUUUGGACCUUGCCAGAUGGAAUUUAUUUCAUCAAGAUAUUUAUUACUAUUAAAGAAAUUAAAUUAAAAUAUUGUUGUCAUGAAUAUCUGAAUAGCACAGUGACUAUAAUUAUGAGACAAGAUUUUUAGAUUACAUGAUAUGAAUAUGAAUUGAAAAUAACACUAAUUUUAUUAUCCUUCAUUAGAAAUUUCUACAGAGUGCAGUAUCUACAUGGUAAUAUUAAAAAUAAUCAAAUGACUGAAUGUAUUUUAAGAAAGUGUGCUGCCAAUGUGGUUUUUGUGGUCUGUAGAAGUUGUGAUUGCAUUAUAUUCCAAUGAACUCCACUUUACAAUGUAACUGGUAUUUAUUUCCUUGUAGUGUAAAUUAAACAGUCUUUAUAUUAUAUCUAAAUCCUUGCAGUGUCAAAUGUUACGAUUGUUAAUUGACAAGGGAAAUGCAAUUUUAAUAUAAAUACUGUUAAGAGAGAUUAUAAAUAACAGUAAAUUUUAAAAUGUAAAUUUAUUACAUUUUAUCUAACAAA
Molecule: messenger RNA, 1197 nt
Organism: Pectinophora gossypiella (pink bollworm)
Lineage: Eukaryota; Metazoa; Arthropoda; Insecta; Lepidoptera; Gelechiidae
Gene: Sap30
Product: histone deacetylase complex subunit SAP30 homolog
Exons: 3
Coding region: 1-543 (180 amino acids)
Biological process (GO): regulation of DNA-templated transcription
Cellular component (GO): histone deacetylase complex
Molecular function (GO): protein binding; transcription coregulator activity
Source: RefSeq, a predicted model, not a curated record